AUGAAAAACUCGGUCCUGAUUAUUUUAAUUUUGCUCAAUUUCGGUCAAUGUUGGGAGAGUUGUGAUGAAACAUCCGAAGAUUCAUAUGAAAUUCGUGAAAAUCGCAAAAAAUGUCCGAAAAAUUGGCGAGAAUUCGAAAGAGGUUCUGGUAGAUGGUGUAUUCGGGUAUUUGCGGGAAUUUUGAAUAAAUUUGAAGCGGAAGCGAGAUGCGAAAACUAUGGAGGAGUUUUGAGUGGAAUUGAGAAUUUGGAGGAGCAGAGUUUUAUUAAUUGUGAGUUUUUAGGCUUCUAGAAAUGCGUCAGCAAACUUUCGAGCUCCUGGAAAUACGCCAGCAAAUUUUCCAGCUUCUAAAAACACGUCAGCAAACUUCCGAGCUUUUGGAAAUACACCAGCAAAUUUCCCAGCUUCUAGAAAUGCGUCAGCAAACUUUCCAGCUUCUAAAAACACGUCAGCUCAUUCCCAAUCUCCAAUUUUUCCAGCGGAAGGCGUUAAAAUUCUCCAAGACCAAGGUCUUCCAUCUGGUUCACUUUGGAUAAAUUUGAUAAGAAAACCCGAAUGUCGAAAUGAAAAUGAUGCGAAAUUAGCAAGAUGUAAUGGAUCACUUGGAUUUCAAUGGUAUGAUAAAUCGACAUUUAACACAAAUAUGAUGACGUGGAGCAGUUGGAAUCCUGAUAAUGCUGGGUAAUUUUGAAUAUAUGACCAUUAAACUUGAAAAAAAUCAAUAAUCUUUUGCAGUGGCAAUCAAUAUUGUGCCUAUAUGUACCUUCUAAAUACACAAUCUCCAGGUGACGGUGUUGAAUUCGGUUCAAUGGAUGAUAUACCGUGUGAAACGGCAAGAACUGAUGGAAAUUUGUUGCAAUAUGUUCGAGCAUAUGCGUGUGGUAUGAAACCAAGAUAA
Molecule: messenger RNA, 898 nt
Organism: Caenorhabditis angaria
Lineage: Eukaryota; Metazoa; Nematoda; Chromadorea; Rhabditida; Rhabditidae
Source: the annotation of a GenBank genome assembly